Erinaceus europaeus (western European hedgehog) is the source of this 3444-nucleotide messenger RNA. It is a transcript of the gene ENAM, whose product is annotated as enamelin. Lineage: Eukaryota; Metazoa; Chordata; Mammalia; Eulipotyphla; Erinaceidae. Bases 1 to 3444 code for a protein of 1147 amino acids. The transcript is spliced from 8 exons. The record is from RefSeq and is a predicted model, not a curated record.
AUGUUGCUGCUUCUGUGCAGGCAUGGAGCUCCUUUUCCUAAGCUAGAUAACUUGAUCCCACUUAGAAUGAUGAAGACUCUCCUGGUCUUUCUGGGUCUCCUUGGUAAUUGCAUUGCUAUGCCAAUGCAUAUGCCCCGAAUGCCUGGAUUUAGCAGCAAAAGUGAGGAGAUGUCGAGGUACAAUCAAUUCAACUUUAUGAAUUCCCCACAUAUGCCACACCUGGGCCCCACAUUUGGAAAUGGUAUGCAAAUGCCUCCAGUCAUGCCACCGUACCAGAUGCCAAUGUGGCCUCAGCCACCACCCAACGCAAAACACCCAAAGAAACCGCCAUCACCCAAACGCCCAGGCAAGACUGAACAAACCCCAGAGACCCAGAAACCCAUCCAGACUGAGCCACAAAAGCCACCAGCACCAAAGCAACCUGAAAAUCAGCCAGCACCUACCCCAACUCAGCCCCAAGAGGAAGUUCAAACCCCUCAGGCUUUCCCACCAUUUGGCAAUGGACUGUAUCCCUAUCAGCAACCACCGUGGCAACUCCCACCUAGGAUACCACCAGGCUUUGGACGUCCACCAGGUAGCAAUGAAGAAGGUGGGAAUCCCUACUUUGGCUACUUUGGAUUUCAUGGAUUUGGGGGUCGUCCUCCUUAUUAUUCAGAAGAGAUGUUUGAACAGGAUUUUGAAAAACCCAAAGAAAAAGAUCCUCCUAAAACCGAGAGUCCAGCCACAGAACCCUCACCUAACUCAACUACUCCUGAAACUAAUUCUACCCAACCAAAUGCACCCAAUCCCAGAGGGAAUCAGCCUGGAAACGACACCAAUCCAGCUGGAAACGGUGGCCCUGGGUCAAACACUGUGAACAACCCUGCUGUUCAAAACCCAUCCUCUACAGUUAACAUUUCAGGCCAGGGAAUACCAAGAAGUCAAAUACCCCUGGGACGAAGGCAGCCAAAUUUUCAUGGAAAUUAUCCAAAUCCCAACAUCCGAAAUUAUCCUGCAGGAAGACAAUGGCGUCCCACUGGUACAAUCCUGGGUCAUAGGCAGAACUGGCCAUUCUACAGAACUCAACAAGUUCAAGGGAGUCCUCGGUGGCACUCAUUUGCUUUGGAAAACAAACAAGCACUUCGUCCAGGAACUCCAUUUUACCGCAAAGCUUAUGCUUCCACUGCAAGAGGCAAUUCUCCCAAUCAGGCAGGAAAUCCAGCAAAUUUCAAAAGAAAGCCUCAGACUCCAAAUAAACAACCUAUUGGAACCAGUGUUGCCCCUGUGGCUCCCAAACGUGAUCCUGUUGGUCACAAUGAAAAAAUCCAGAAUCCAAGAGAGAAUUCACUAGGUCAGAAAGAAAGGAUUGUCAUUCCAACUAGAGACCCAACUGGCCCCUGGAGAAACUCUCAAGAUUAUGGAAUUAAUAAAUCAAAUUUUAAGCCUUCUCGCCCUGAGGGUAACAUGCCAGUUCCAAAUUUUAAUUCUAUUGAUCAACAUGAAAACUCUUAUUACCCAAGAGGAGAUUCCAGAAGAGCCCCAAAUUCUGAUGGACAAGCCCCAAGCCAGAAUUUGCCCAAAGGGAUUGUUUUAGAGCCAAAAAGAAUUCCAUAUGAAUCAGAAACUAAUGGUCCAGAAUUAAAACAGAAUACAUAUCCGCCUGUCUACCUUGAGGAAAUCCCUCCCCCUGAAAGAGAACUCUUUCCUGUUGGAAGAAAUACUUGGAAUCACCAAGAAAUCUCUCCACCUUUUAAGGAAGACCCUAGGAGGCAGGAGGAACAUUUGCCUCGUCCUUCCCAAGGCUCUAGGGGAGGUGUUUACUAUCCUGACUAUAACCCCUAUACCCCCAGAGAGAAUGUCCCAUAUCAUAGAAGCAAUACAUGGGAUGAGAGAGAUGAUUCUCCCAAUACCGUAAGGCAGCCUGAAAAUCCACUCUACCCCAUGAAUACUCCAGACCCCAAAGAUACAGUACCUUAUAAUGAAGAGGACCCAGCUGACCCAACUGGAGAUGAAACUUACCUAGGACAAAGUCAAUGGGGCAUGGAAGAGUCAAACUUUAAAGGAGGGCCAACGGUUAGGCAAUAUGAAAGGGAACAAUUUACUUCAAAUCAACCAAAAGACUAUCUUCCCUAUCCCUUGGAUAAUCCAUCAAAACCUAGGGAGGAGUUUCCUUACAAUGAAUUUUACCCCUGGAAUCCAGAUGAGACUUUCCCAUCAUAUAAUACAGUUCCCUCUGUUCCACCACCUGUGGAGAGCAGGGGCUAUUAUGCUAGCAAUGCUAUUGGACAAGAAGAAAGUUCUCCAUUUCCUUCAUGGAACUCCUGGACCAACAGAAUUCAAGCCCAAGGGCAGAAAGAAAGAGAUCCAUAUUUUAACAGGAAUUUCUGGGAUCAGUCAACAAAUGUAUACAAUGCUCCCACAAAUCCACCACACCAGAAGGAAAACCAACCCUAUUCUAGUAACUACCCAGCUGGGCUUCAGAAAAAUCCUACAUGGAAUGAAGGUGAGAAUUUGAAUUAUGGCAUGCAAAAUACUAGGCUAAAUUCACCAGAAAGAGAGCAUUCUUCUUUCCCAGACUUAAUUCCUUCAAAUCACCCAGCUGGUCAAAAAGAACCGCAUUCAUUCCACCAAACCCAGAGAGGCCCUUGCUGUGCCAGUGACCCCACAAGGCACAAGGACAAUCCACUUGCUCUUCAAGACUACACGCCAUCCUUUGAUCUUGCACCAGAGGAGAACCAAGAUACCAGCCCUAUGUACACAGAAGAUAGUCAUACUAAGCAUGCAAGACAUACCAUCUCCCCAACAAGCAGCCUGCCUGGGCAAAGAAACAGCUCAGAGAAAAGACCACCUACAGAAAGUCAAAACCCAAGUCCUUUCAGAGAAGAUGUGUCCACUCCGAGAAGGAACACACCAUGUUCCAUGAAGAAUCAGCUGGGUCAAAGGGGAAUAAUGCCCUUUCCAGAAGCCAGUUCCCUUCAGUCAAAGAAUAUACCUUGUCUCAAGAGUGACAUUGUAGGAGAUGGAAAUAAUCUUGUUUUGGAACAAAUAUUUGAAGACAACCAGCUCAAUGUUGGCCUUACUCCUGAGCAGCUUGUUAUGGACACAGCUGAGCAAGACCCAAAGCCAGAAGGAAUUCAAGGUGAAGUGCAAGUAAAUGAGGGUGAACGACAGCAAUCAAGACCAUCUAGCAUAUUACAGCUACCAUGCUUUGACUCAAGGUUAGCAAAGUAUCACUCAUCUGACAUUGGAACACCACCUACCAUUGGAAGGCAAACUUCAUUUGAUGGGGAUCCAAUUAUGCCUACUGAAAUACCCAACUCACUGACCGGAUUAGCUACUGGGGAACAGUUUCAGAGCAUAAAUGUAGAUACACAAAAUACAGAUGAACACCCUCCAUUUGAUUCCCUUCAAAUAGGAACCAAUCCACAGGACCAGGUACAAGACUGCUUGCUACUUCAGGCCUAG